CAGAUUACGAUGCAUGCGCCUUCUAUGUACGCCUACCGCAUGACAGUCUGUCAAAAGUAGUAUUUUGUAAUCUUAAUAUUUAAGAUUUAUUAAAUUUAUAUACAUUUAUAAAUUGAAAUUUGGUAUCUAUAAUUAGGGAUAUUAAAAAUGACUGCGGAAUUAAAAAAGUUUCUUUACGGGCUUGUAAGUAGCGUAGAAGGACUUCACAGUAUAUUGAUAACAGAUAGGGAUGGGGUACCUGUUAUUUCUGUUGCUGAUGAGAAAGCACCAGAAUUAGCCAUGAGAGCAAGUUUCUUGUCUACAUUUGGAAUGGCUACAGACCAAGGAAGUAAAUUAGGACUUGGAAAAAAUAAAACUAUUAUAUGCAUGUAUAGUAGUUAUCAGGUCGUUCAAAUGAACAAGUUACCUUUAGUUAUUAGUUUUAUUGCUGGUCAUAACUGUAAUACAGGUCAUAUUUUAUCUCUGGAAAGUAAAAUUGAUCCAAUCCUAAGCAAUUUAAAAAAUGCAGUAGUGGAAGCCUGAUGGUUACCUGUUGUGCAUUACGGGUGAUAAAUACCAAAUGUUUACAGUUAAAUUUGGUAAACACUUGUAAUGAACACAAAUAUUACAAAUAAUGCUAGAGACUUUAUUACAUUAUUGUUUGUCUAAUUUACAAAAAAUAUUCAAAUUACAAUUUUUUAUAUUUGUAUUUCCUUUCAUUACCAUUUUUAUAUAUUUUAAAUAGCUAUUUGAAAGGAAGAAAGUAUCUGAAAUAUUUUAUAACAGAAUAAUGUAAGAAGUGGAGGAAAGAUUUUAAAGACUUUACAAAUUUUUGUAAUAAAUAGAAAACAGUUUCUAUUGUACAUCAUCAAAGAAACAUUUCAAUACUUUGCAAUAUGUAAUUUAUAUUAAAAAUUAGAGUAUAAAUGUUUAAAGAAAAGUUAUUCAAGUUUUACAUGUGUAAAUAGUAUAAAUCUGUGUAAAAAAAGGGUGAUAUUAAAGUAUGUGUUAUAUGUGGUUAUAUCAGUAAAUAUUCUUAAACAUAUAAAAGUAUAUCAUUUCAAAUGAACAUGUGGUAUUAAACUAUAUAACAAAACUUUAUAAUUCAUACACUAAUGGCUUACCCUCUAACCCAUUGAGAAUGUUUUGUGCUGCAGUAAUCGACAUAUCAGUCCUAGUUUUCACAGUAGCACUGCCCAUAUGUGGUAUGAUCACUGCAGUACAUUAUAUACAUAUUAAUGUACAUAAAAUUUUGCUAAAUAUUUCUAUGAUUAAAUAAUAAGCAAAUA
Osmia lignaria (orchard mason bee) is the source of this 1268-nucleotide messenger RNA. It is a transcript of the gene Lamtor3, whose product is annotated as Late endosomal/lysosomal adaptor, MAPK and MTOR activator 3. Gene Ontology annotation, cellular component: Ragulator complex. Gene Ontology annotation, biological process: positive regulation of TOR signaling; cellular response to amino acid stimulus. NCBI's taxonomy places the organism in Eukaryota, Metazoa, Arthropoda, Insecta, Hymenoptera, Megachilidae. The record is from RefSeq and is a predicted model, not a curated record.